This is a messenger RNA of Gekko japonicus, 426 nucleotides long. It is a transcript of the gene RNF166, whose product is annotated as ring finger protein 166. NCBI's taxonomy places the organism in Eukaryota, Metazoa, Chordata, Lepidosauria, Squamata, Gekkonidae. Gene Ontology annotation, molecular function: ubiquitin protein ligase activity. The transcript has 4 exons. Gene Ontology annotation, biological process: protein polyubiquitination; ubiquitin-dependent protein catabolic process. The record is from RefSeq and is a predicted model, not a curated record. The annotation marks the transcript as partial.
CCCUUUGACCCCAAGAAGGUGGAGAAGGCCUCCAGUGUGGACAAGCAGCUGUCAUCCUACAAGGCCCCCUGCCGGGGCUGCACCAAGAAGGUGACACUAGCAAAAAUGAGGUCGCACGUCAUGUCCUGCACUAAGGUUCAGGAACAGAUGGCCAACUGCCCAAAGUUUGUUCCAGUUGUCCCAACCUCCCAGCCCAUUCCCAGCAAUAUCCCAAACCGAUCCACGUUUGUGUGCCCUUAUUGUGGAGCGCGGAAUCUGGACCAGCAGGAGCUGGUGAAGCACUGUAUGGAAAACCACCGCAACGACCCCAACAAAGUGGUCUGUCCCGUCUGCUCCGCCAUGCCUUGGGGCGACCCCAGCUACAAGAGCGCCAACUUCCUCCAGCAUCUUCUCCACCGGCACAAGUUCUCCUACGACACGUUUGUG